Messenger RNA from Penicillium manginii, 1557 nucleotides. RefSeq lists its product as uncharacterized. The record is from RefSeq and is a predicted model, not a curated record. Lineage: Eukaryota; Fungi; Ascomycota; Eurotiomycetes; Eurotiales; Aspergillaceae. Bases 1 to 1557 code for a protein of 518 amino acids. Gene Ontology annotation, cellular component: membrane. Gene Ontology annotation, biological process: transmembrane transport. Gene Ontology annotation, molecular function: transmembrane transporter activity. The transcript is spliced from 4 exons.
AUGUCAACAGCAGAAAAGAUACAGAAAGGCUCAUUAUCAGACAAGCCAACUGCUGAUUCAAACUUGGAAGCGCUCGGGUACACUGCAGAGCUAUCACGGAAUCGAUCAACAUGGCAGGUGGUUUUCAUGUGCUUUAUCCUUGCUUCGGUACCAUACGGACUUUCAACGACCAUGUCAUAUUCAAUCAUUGGGGGUGGCUCAGCGAACAUGGUUUGGGGUUGGAUUCUUGUCUCCCUCAUUAUGCUAUGUGUAGCUAGCUCUCUAGCAGAGAUAACAUCUGUCUACCCUACUGCUGGUGGGGUCUACUAUCAGACUUUCGCUCUCUCCCCUAAAUGGUGUCGCCGGGUAACAGCCUGGAUUUGCGGUUGGUCCUAUGUUGCCGGUAAUAUCACUAUAACUCUUGCGGUCAACUUUGCGACCGCGCUCUUCUUCGUGGAGAGUCUUAAUGUUUUCAAAACUUCAUCCGGUGCUGGCAUUGCUGAAGAGUUUCAGGCUUACCAGUCAUUCCUCAUCUUCGUUGCCAUUACCUUUAUUUGCCAUGCAUUCCCGGCUUUUGGUAAUAGGUGGCUCACCCAUCUUGAGACUUUCGCUAUCUUCUGGACCCUCGUUGGAGUCAGCGCUAUCCUCAUCACGAUCCUUGUUGUUGCCCAUAAUGGUAGAAAUUCCGCGAAAUGGGUUUUUACUUCAUUCGAGCCUCAGUCGCAAUGGCCAGAUGGUUGGUCUUUCUGUAUUGGUCUUCUUCAAGCCGCCUAUGGACUUUCGGCAUCAGGAAUGGUGACGUCUAUGUGUGAGGAAGUUCGUCAGCCAGCAAUUCAGGUACCCCGGGCAAUUGUCGGAGGAGUAAUGCUCAAUAUGUUCGCUGGUCUCGCCUUUCUUCUCCCGAUCGCUUUCGUCCUUCCUGAUAUCCCCAUGCUGGCUAGCAUCCCAUCCGGACAACCGGUUCCAACUAUCAUGCUGUCUGCGACUGGCAACUCGGUUGGCGCCUUUUGUCUUCUUAUUCCACUUUUGGUUCUGGGUUUGAUUUGUGGAAUAGGCUGUGUGACGGCGACAUCGCGAUGCACCUGGGCUUUCGCACGAGAUGGCGCGAUUCCUGGCUCUGGAUGGUGGAAAAAAGUUGAUGAACGUCUUGGCAUCCCUCUCAAUGCCAUGUUUUUGGGAAUGGUCAUUGAAAUUCUUCUCGGACUAAUAUACUUUGGCUCAAGUGCGGCAUUCAAUGCCUUCUCUGGUGUUGGUGUGAUCUUUCUGACUCUUAGUUAUGCCUGCCCGGUGACCGUAUCUUUGCUACUUCGGAAGCGCCUCGAUGUCAUGCAAGGCCGUUUCAAUCUUGGUUCUCUCGGAGUCUUCUGCAAUAUUGUUUGUAUAUGCUGGUCUCUUGUCGCUGUCCCUCUCUUUUCAAUGCCAACAUCAGCCGUGGUCACGAAAGAUACCAUGAAUUACGCCUCGGUGGUUUUUGUGGGAUUUGUUUCUGUCUCGGCCAUCUGGUAUCUAAUAUGGGGCCAAAAAAACUAUAUCGGACCUGUUCUCGACACCUCUGAGGACCCAGAUGAUUCUUUUUAA